AUGUGGUGUAUGAUUCAUUUCAUAGUCGUUCUACAAUGCGUACAAUCCGUUCGCAUCGUCAACAUCCGAGUACCCGAAGUCAUUCAAUAUGGUACCAGAGACGCAGUAACGCUGGACUGUGAUUACGUAACAACAAACGUAACGGGAUUAGUAGUCAAAUGGUUUUAUAUGGAACGAUCACAGCCCGUGUAUCAAUGGAUACCUCCACAGAAACCUCAAGCUUUGGGAUUAUUAAAAAAUAAAUUGGAUUUAUCAUAUAAAGUAUCACACAACCCUUAUACUCAACACAGGGCUUUGCGGAUAUUACAACCUGGGACAGAACUUACUGGAAAUUACACGUGUGUUGUAUCAACAUUUCUAGCCGAGGAUGAAAAAACACGCCCUAUGACAAUUUUCGUUCCUGAAACGAGAUUCGACAUGAUUCUAGACCGACUAAGUGAUGGAUAUUUGAAUAUUAUUUGUUCUGUUGAAGGAGUCUUUCCGAAGCCAGAACUUGUUAUUUUAGUUGGUAACAGGCCGUUAAACGCAAAAUCUUCAAUCAAGAACUUUGAGGGCCGGUACACGGCAUUCACGAGCACCGUAAUAAGAAUAGACUCUCUACCGCCCACAGUAGAAAUCCUGUGUGAUAUGCAAGUGCCCUUAGCAAAUUAUUUUAGCAGGAAAAGGGAUAUAUUCUACAGAGAUCCUCCAUCAACGCUACCAAAUACAUCGAAGUCACCACCUGACAAAGGAUACGCCAUUUUCGCCACUCCAGUAUUGGUUAUUGUUUCAAUAGCGAUGUGUUAUAUAUUGCAAUCUAGAUGA
Messenger RNA from Parnassius apollo (apollo), 804 nucleotides. The record is from the annotation of a GenBank genome assembly. Lineage: Eukaryota; Metazoa; Arthropoda; Insecta; Lepidoptera; Papilionidae.